Solanum dulcamara is the source of this 372-nucleotide messenger RNA. RefSeq lists its product as uncharacterized. Bases 1 to 372 code for a protein of 123 amino acids. NCBI's taxonomy places the organism in Eukaryota, Viridiplantae, Streptophyta, Magnoliopsida, Solanales, Solanaceae. The transcript has a single exon. The record is from RefSeq and is a predicted model, not a curated record.
AUGCCAAAUAAUGUUGCAGAUGAAGAAUCUGGUGAUGGUGUUAGGAAUAUGAACACAACUGCAUUUCCUGUGAUUUAUCACAAUCACCCUCUCUUCCUGCAGCCAACAGAUACUCCAGAUAGCUCCUUAAUUUCUCUGCAAUUGACAAGAUCAGAGAACUAUACUCUAUGGAGUAGAUCAUUUAGAAUUGGUUUGGUAGGUCGAAGUAAGAUAGGAUUUGCAGAUGGAAGGUUUUCUAAGUCUAAGUUUGAGCCAGAACUACAUGAUCAAUGGGAAAAAUGUAAUGCAAUAGUUUUAUCAUGGAUUAUGAAUGUUGUUCGACCUGGUCUUCUUAGUUCAGUUAUCUAUGCAUCUGAUACACGAAAGGUGUAG